Mangifera indica (mango) is the source of this 456-nucleotide messenger RNA. RefSeq names its product desiccation protectant protein Lea14 homolog. Gene Ontology annotation, biological process: response to desiccation. Gene Ontology annotation, cellular component: cytosol. The transcript has 2 exons. The coding region runs from base 1 to 456 and encodes 151 amino acids. The record is from RefSeq and is a predicted model, not a curated record. NCBI's taxonomy places the organism in Eukaryota, Viridiplantae, Streptophyta, Magnoliopsida, Sapindales, Anacardiaceae.
AUGUCGAAGUUUGUGGAGGCGGCAAAGAACUAUGUUUCACAGAAGGUGACGAACAUGAAGAAGCCAGAGGCUAACCUUACAGGCGUUGGUUUGAACAGCGUGAGUCGUGAAGGUGUGGAAUAUAAUGCAAAGGUCUCUGUCGACAAUCCCUACAGCCAUUCACUUCCCGUUUGUGAGGUCUCCUACAUCCUCAAAAGCGCCGGCAGGGUGAUUGUCUCUGGGAAAAUGCCAGACCCUGGCUCACUGAAAGCAAAUGAGAAGACAAUACUGAACGUAGGGUUGAAAGUGCCACAUAGUGUACUAGUGAGUUUGGCAAAGGACAUUGCAAAGGAUUGGGACAUUGACUAUGAGUUGCAAUUGGGUCUUACCUUUGACCUUCCUGUCAUUGGAGACUUCACCAUUCCUCUCUCGAAAAAGGGCCAGAUCAAGCUUCCUAGCCUCAAAGAUUGCUUUUGA